CAUAAAAUAGAUUCAUUCGAACGAACUCGAGGGUAGAAAUGCAGAAGUAUUGUGCAUCGAAAAUUUAAUAUUUAUAACAAAAUAAGAGGGGAGAGCAACGAGUUUUAAAGUAUUUUGUUAAUUCGAGUGGGAAGGGAAAAAUCUAUUGUCAAUUUUGGUUAUUUCGUGGGAUUUUCAAGUAGAAGAAUUCGUAAAUACAACAGAUUGAAAGGUUUAGCGACGAUCAGGCGAAGAAAGGAAGAGGGAUUUUCAACUUGACUUUAUUUAAACAACGAGCAAGACGGCUUCUCACAAGAAAUCAUCGAAGAAGAUGGCGGAAUCGGAAGAAUUAGAGUUAUAUCCUCUGGCAUUCUUUAAUAAUUAGAAAUAUCGAAAAAUUAAUGCUAGUUCGUGUGUAAUUUCGGUGAUGUAGCGUUUCUACUACUUGGUUUGAGGUUAAUUUACCUGAAGUUAUCAGGAUGUAUUUACACCAUGAUUGAACAAAUAUGGUGUUAAGUUUUCGAGUGUCAGAACUUCAAAUGCUGUUGGGAUUUGCUGGUAGAAAUAAAUCCGGUAGAAAAAAUGAACUACAAGCUCGCGCUUUAGAACUAUUGCGACUGAGAUCACAUCCGGUUCAGUUAAAAAUUCGUGAACUAUAUAAAACAAUACAAGCAGAUCAGUUAGUGGCACACCAAAUGUAUGGUCAAAGUGGUGGCACAUCAGAGCCACAAGUUGAUCAAACGAUGCAUUCACGUAAUUAUUAUACAAGACAAGGCCAUGCACAAGCUAUGGGACAACAACAAUCUCAGGCAUCCAUAUCUGCGACAAAGGAACUUUCUCCUGCACACCAAGCGUCCAUACCACCCUCGCAAGUGACACCUCGAAGUACCCCAGUAUAUCAACCGACAAAUUAUUCAAAUGUUACCUCCCAGCAACGUUCAGCAAGUUCCACCUAUAAUCCAUACCCUUUUUCAACAAAAGUAUUAUCACAACCACUGCCAAUUCAACAGCCGAAUCAGUAUCCGGUGCAUCCAGAUGUCAGACUUAAAAAAUUACCAUUUUUUGAUUUAUUGGGAGAAUUACUAAAGCCGUCUAGUCUAGUACCCCAAGGAACAAUACGUGUUCAAGAAAACACAUUUAUGUUUCAUUUGACACCUCAACAGUCCACCGAUAUCGCAAGUUCGCGAGACUGUCGUGCUGGAAGCAAAAUGGAUUAUACUGUUCAGGUACAAAUGAGAUUCUGCCUUCAAGAAACGUCUUGUGAACAAGAUGAUUAUUUUCCUCCCAAUAUUGGAGUGAAAGUAAAUGGGAAAUUAUGUCCUCUACCGAAUCCAAUUCCCACCAACAAACCAGGAGUCGAACCAAAGAGACCACCCAGACCUGUCAACAUCAGUCCACUAGUGAAAUUAUCACCUACCGUUGGAAAUCAAAUCCAUGUCACGUGGUCCGCUGAUUAUGGCAGGCGAUAUGCUAUUGCUGUGUACCUCGUUAAAAAAUUAUCAAGUUCAGAAUUGCUUUCACGAUUAAAAUGCAGAGGUGUUAGACAUUCGGAUUAUACAAGGGGGCUGAUAAAGGAGAAAUUAAAUGAAGAUGCGGAUAGUGAAAUUGCAACAACUUCUCUGCGUGUUUCCCUCGCUUGUCCUUUGGGAAAAAUGCGAAUGAGCACCCCAUGUCGAGCAUCUACAUGUUCGCAUUUGCAAUGUUUUGAUGCCUCCUUGUUUUUACAAAUGAACGAGCGAAAACCGACUUGGAGUUGUCCGGUGUGUGACAAGGCAGCUUUUUAUGAUAAUCUUGUCAUAGAUGGGUACUUUCAAGAAGUUUUAAGUUCCAAUAAAUUGUUACCCGAUGUUAACGAAGUACAAUUACUUCAAGACGGUUCAUGGGAAAAUUUAGUCUCGAAGAAAGAAAAGGAUAAGGAGAAAUCUGAGUCUAAGUCGGAAGUAAGCUCUCCACAGAAAACUCAUGAUGUAGAUACAGUUGAUCUUGAUGAAACCAAUCCAUCGGCACCGACCAUGAAGGAAAAGAAACGUGCAGUGAUUAUCGAUCUCAUAUCUGAUACCGAUGAUGAGGAUGACGAUAGUAAUCCAUCGCAAAGUUCAAACAAAAAACUGGCUACUGGUAAUGCCGCAACUCAAAAGUCCCAAAUUGGUUCGCACAAUACUAUCAGUAGUACAAGCGAAUCACCCGAACUUAUGAUAAUUGAUCUAGAAUAG
Molecule: messenger RNA, 2192 nt
Organism: Orussus abietinus
Lineage: Eukaryota; Metazoa; Arthropoda; Insecta; Hymenoptera; Orussidae
Gene: Su(var)2-10
Product: E3 SUMO-protein ligase PIAS1
Exons: 10
Coding region: 486-2192 (568 amino acids)
Biological process (GO): regulation of transcription by RNA polymerase II; protein sumoylation
Molecular function (GO): transcription coregulator activity; SUMO ligase activity; zinc ion binding
Source: RefSeq, a predicted model, not a curated record